AUGAAGAGAAAGCAUCCGGAGUAUGAGCAGAGACGGGCGACGAAAAGGUCCCUGCGUGAGCCGAUCGUCUCUAGACCAGGCAGUGACGCGCGGAGACCGCAACGACAUGAUGUCUACCUGUCUUCUGAAUCGUCGCCAGACAGUCAAGAUGGCUUUCACCUGCAGAAUUCGGGUGAUGAGGGUGAGCUAGAGGUGGAUGGUGGAAUUUGGAAUACGCCGUUGCCGCAGACGCAGCAUCCACUCUUCCAUGGCCACGACGCAGGAAGCCCAACUAACCGCCCAGCCACAGCUGAAGUACAUAGGGAACAAGUUGUAACAGGUCCAUCCGUCCAAGGGCCCUCAAUAAACGAGUCAGAUUGUAUGGGCCGUAUGGUGCGAGAUGCGAUAGAACUAGAACGGAACCUGCUCCUGGGAACGUCGUUUCUGAAGCCGACCUACGAACUUGACGACCAGUUGCAAUCUGCCAUUAUACCACAGCCUUCUUCAUUUGACACAAAUAUCCCCGGCGCCCAGUUUAGCCAAGGCAGCCCUGAUACAUUUCCAUCGAAUUACCAGUUCGAUUGGUCCCCAUCACAUUCGCAAAUUACACGCGGCUGUGACCUCUUCUUCAAACAUAUUUCGCACUUUCUCCCAUUUCUGCACCAACCAACAUUCGACGCCACACAUAUCCCUCUACACCUACUCCUCAGUAUUCUUUCCCUCGGCUAUCAGCACGGCGAAGACCCAGAGUCUGGCGAUCAAGCCGGCUCAGGCGCAAACCUAUCCGUCCGUUGCUUCCACCACGCCCGUGCUCUCACCACCGCUGAGGAAAGCAGAACCGAUACCCCAAAGCAGAAUACCACCCUCAUCCAAUCAUAUCUGCUCCUCCAAAUAUGCGCCAUGAUGUACCUCUGCGGCGACUCAUCAUCAUCCGGCCUCAAGAUGCACUCCAACAUGAUAUCCCUCGCGCGAGCAGGAGGUCUCAUGCAGCCCAUGCCCACCGCAACCUCCACGACCGAAGAUCUAGAGGCGCUCUGGCAUGAAUUCAUCAAAGCCGAGUCACACAAGCGAACCUCCUUCGCCGUGCACCAGAUCGACGCACUAUGGUACCAAUUCCUAUCCAUCCCGCGCUCCAUCUCGCAUCUAGAAGUGAAACACGACCUCCCCUGCCCCGAAGCACAAUGGAUCGCACCCUCCGCUGCCGAAUGGGCGCACCGCCAUCUCGUCGCCAGGAACCCCGGACCCGCAGUCCCAUACCCUGACGCAGUGCGCCGGUUCCUGUCCUCCGACGCGCGUCCAGACUCCAUCCCGCCAUUCGACCCCUACGGGGCCAUCAACAUCGCCCAGUUCCUCAUCUCUAGCGCGCGUGAGGUCUCCGGCUGGUCCACCAUGACCGGCAUGCUGAGCAUGGACCGCCUCGACGCCCUGCGCUCGUCGCUCCUCGCCCUGGGCCCGUUUAUCCGGCCGCAGCCCGAGACCGCCAAGGCAAUGCACGCCAUCGCAACAUGGGAGACCGCCAUGAUCGAGCUGCAUCUGUGGUCGCCGGCGCACACGGGCGGCAUCGUGGCGGCCAGUCUGGAUGCCGUGGUGAGCCAGUCGACCUCGCUCGCGCCGUCGUAUGAGUUCCUGUGGGAGGCUGACACGGCGAAAGCCAUCCAGCCGCACGUCGACUGGUUCCUGCGCUAUCUGGAUACCACGCGCGAGCCGGACAGCGAGGCGCCGUGGGUGGCCGUGUAUGCGUACAAGGCGUUUUUGAUUGCGUGGCAGCUUGUGCGUGGCGGCAUCCCGAAUGCGAUGCGCGUUGUUGGCAUCGCGGAUGGGGAUGUGGAGGGGGCGCUGGGGUGGGCGAAGGAAGUCUUUCGCCGGAGAGAGAGGUGGAUGCUGGGUAGGCUUGUGUUGUCUUGCUUGGAGGGGUUGGGGAGUUGA
Molecule: messenger RNA, 1905 nt
Organism: Aspergillus pseudonomiae
Lineage: Eukaryota; Fungi; Ascomycota; Eurotiomycetes; Eurotiales; Aspergillaceae
Product: fungal specific transcription factor domain-containing protein
Exons: 1
Coding region: 1-1905 (634 amino acids)
Biological process (GO): regulation of transcription by RNA polymerase II; DNA-templated transcription
Cellular component (GO): chromatin
Molecular function (GO): DNA-binding transcription factor activity, RNA polymerase II-specific; zinc ion binding; RNA polymerase II cis-regulatory region sequence-specific DNA binding
Source: RefSeq, a predicted model, not a curated record